AUGGGGCAGCACUUUCUGUUCCACCGCGAUCUGGUGGCUGCUACGGCCGUUCACCACGCAGUUAACUCGCGGCUCUCAAGCGAUCUACAGGCAGAUUUAGUGCUUGUCGGCCCCCAAUGGCUCCGUAUCUACCGCGUGGAGCCUUCUCCGAGCCCCUGGAGCGUCGUAGAAGUCUCCAAAGGCCAUGUCCUUCACCUUAUGGCCUCCUUCCCCUUAGCAGGAGUGGCGGAGAGCGUCCACGUGCUCAAAUUCGACCGCAGUCUACUCAGAAAGAAGCAUCGCUUCCUAGGAGGCGAUGAAGUGCUGCUACUCACGUUCCCGCUGUUUAAAUGGGUCAUUGUGGGCUACGACAGACGCUUACGAAGUCUCGCGACGCUCGCCAUGUUCUCCUUCGAGGAGGACGCUAUCGGACCUGGAGCUACGCUGAAAGGAGAGAAGAAUGGCCGGGAACAGCUGCUGGGACUCGCCACGCAAGCGUCCGCCCGCGUAGACCCACAGACACGCUGUGGAGCCAUGCUCGUGUACUCGGACCAGCUGGUUAUUGUACCCUUUCGAAGCGAAUCGAUGGAGUUAUCGUUCUUCGAAGAAGACGACGAAGACUUUGACGAUGGAGAACAGGGAGCGACAACUGCAGACUCGGAAGAAGAAGACGACGACGAGGAAGAGAAGAAACUUGAGGAGCUAGUGAACGAGAGCAAGCACAGAGGAGUCACGAGCGACAUGAACAACACGCUGAACGCCUUACUGGACAAGAGCGUCAAGGUCGGAGCCAAACGCAAGAGAAACCACAUGAGUGGCCUCAUGCCGAACGACAUAACCGGGCGAGAAUUCCUCCUUCGACUACGAGAAGUGGAGAUUACGGGCAAAGUGAUCGAUCUGGCCUUCCUGGACGGCUACUUAGAGCCCACGUUGAUGGUGUUGCACGAGGAGAACGACAAGAACUCGACGUGUGGACGGCUAGCUGUGGGCUUUGACACGUACUGCUUGACUGUCAUCUCCAUCAACAUGAAGACGAGACUUCACCCGAAGAUCUGGACUGUCAAGAACCUCCCGUCCGACUGUUUCCGAUUGAUCCCGUGUCGUGCACCGCUUGGUGGAGUCGUGGUCUUGUCGGCCAAUGCGAUCCUGUACUUUAACCAGACGCAGUUCCAUGGCUUAGCGACGAAUGUGUUUGCGAGCAAGACGGUGAACCAGUCAGUGUUCCCUCUCAGCGAGGCCGUGUACGAGACUCCCGAGCACGAGACGGUGCAGCUGAAUGUGGUGCUGUACGACUGCCAGUUCGAGUAUUUGCAAGAGAAGGAGCUGUUGUUGACGAUGCCUAGUGGACAAGUGUACGUGCUGUCGCUGCCCUAUGAAGACACGUCGAGUCGUGGACUGUAUGGCUUCGGUGGAGUAUCGUCAGGUCGCAAUGCGUCGCUAUCGCUACGAAUGCUUCGGUCUAGUAUUCAGGCAAGCUGUGUGUGUAUCGAUGACGAGAAGCAGACGCUGUUUAUCGGCUCACGGUCAGGCGAUUCUGUGCUUUUUGCGCUGGACAAGAAGAAGUUGGUUACUGCCACGGAGGAAGAGCAAAAAGACGAGGAAAUGCCGAUCAAAGAGGUGGUAAUAAAGCAGGAAUCUGCCCCGGAGAUCAAGUCGGAGCCAGCUGAGGAGGAAGAGGAAGACGAAGAUGAUUUGUUCCUGUAUGGUGCAGCUCCUACGAAGGAAGAGCCUGCAGCUACGAGCUCUACUGAGUGUACUAACGGCGUGGGUGUAUCGAGUGUGAAGACAGAGGAGAAUGGCGCGCCUGAGCAAGACACUGGCUCGUACGACUACGAGCUGCGACAGAUUGAUGUGCUACCCAGUAUCGGACAGAUCACCUCGAUUGAGUUAGGCGUCGAGAACAACGCAGACUCGAAUGAAAAGCGUGAGGAGCUGGUGAUCAGCGGAGGAUAUGAACGUAGCGGCGCCAUCUCCGUGCUGCACAAUGGCCUGCGACCAAUUGUAGGCACCGAAGCAGAGCUGAAUGGCUGUCGAGCCAUGUGGACAGUGUCGUCGUCUUUACCGUCAGCAACCAGAAGCUCGGACGGACGGAGUUAUAAUGCGUAUUUGAUACUGAGUGUUGCUCAUCGGACAAUGGUACUGCGCACUGGCGAAGGUAUGGAGCCUUUAGAGGACGACAGUGGCUUUUACACGUCUGGGUCUACGCUUGCGGCGGCGAAUCUGUUCAACAAGCAGCGCAUUGUUCAGAUAUUUAAACAAGGCGCACGUGUGAUGAUGGAAGUACCGGAAGAGGAGACAUCCAAUGGACAAGAGAAGUCUGCAAAGACAGAAGGUGCAGAGGACGAAGAGGAAGACGACGAGGAUGACGGACCCAGAGUCAAGUUGGUGUGUACACAAGAGAUCACGUUGGAGGGUGACGUCGAGUGUGGAGGCAUGAACGUGGACACUUCUAGCGUCGGAAUCGUGUCGGUGGAUGUCGUGGAUCCGUAUAUUCUUCUACUGUUGACUGACGGCUCCGUUCGUCUGCUGAUGGGAGACGAAGAAGACUUGGAGCUGUCGGUGAUUGACCCGGAAAUCGACUACGCGGAAGGCAUUUCUGAGGCCAAUGGAAGUGCCGAUAUGUCCAAGCACGGCAGCAGUUCUGCGUGUCUCUUCUACGAUUGGGCUGGUAUGUUCGUUGAGAACGCGUGGGUAGAAGAAGAGCAGGAGGAGCGUCACGAGGCUACACAGAGCAGAGCAAAACGCGCAGAGGACGACGAUGAUAUGGACGCGUUGUACAGCAGCAAACCGAGCCCCAAGGUGGCCACGACGAACGCUACCAAGUCGACGCCAAGCACAGCUACACCGAGGAAUGAGGACGGGUCUGUGUCGAUCCCGUUAUUACAGCAAAAAGACGCCAAGAUGAUGUGUGGCAUGUGCUUCGGAGAUGGUUCUCUGCAUGUGUUUUCUCUCCCUGACUUUAAGAAGCGAGGCGUGUUCCCCUACCUCACGUUUGCCCCGCAGUCUUUGGUGAACACACUGGAACACUACCAAGUGGGCAGGAACAAGACAGUCAAGUUGUCAGCCCCCGUUCUUGGGCUCAAUGCGUCGACGUCGUCAGCAAACGACGGUCGCAUCAAGAAAUCGCACACGAUCAACUCGCCAGUAGCAGACAUCGUCAUUCAUCGUGUGGGGCCAAGUGAAGGGCAGCACAACGCGCAGUAUCUCUCUCGCAUGGUGAUGCUGGUGUUUCUAGCCAACGGCGACUUGCUCAUGUACUCGGCUGCACCAAAGUUCGAGAGUUUAAAGCCUCGAGCCAACGGAGAAAUCGCCCCCGUCUUCCAUUUCGUACGCGUGGGGACCGAGCUGAUCACGCGCCCAUUUCUGCCCCCCAAGGCGCGUACGAAUGCGCACAAUGAAGCUGGCAAUAACCCGGAAGUCAACACUAGCGCAGUGCUAGCGAAACUUCGCGCCGGCUUCCGGUAUCCCAUGCUGACGUGCUUCCACAACGUCAACAAUAUGAGCGGCGCGUUCUUCCGAGGAGCUCACCCGAUGUGGAUUCUGGGAGACCGUGGCCACGCGUCCUUCGUCCCCAUGUGCAACGCCGCGCCUCGAGUGAGUGUGCCAGUGCUGAGUUUCACGUCGUUCCACCAUUGGAACUGUCCGAAUGGCUUCAUCUACUUCCACUCCCGCGGUGCGCUGCGAGUGUGCGAGCUUCCGUCCAGUAAAACGUCGACGAUCCUGCCUUCCAGCGGCGGGUUUGUGCUCCAGAAGGCGGAGUUUGGAGCAACGUUACACCACAUGCUGUACUUGGGCAGUCACGGUCCCGGAGGUGUGGCAGAAGCGCUUGAAGCGCCAACGUAUGCUGUCGUUUGCAGCGCCAGACUGAAGCCAGCCGACGCAGAUCGAGCCACGGAAGUGGAAGGCGCAGAGGAGGAGCUGGAACCGGAGAACUUGGACCCGAACGGGAACCCUCUCGGCAGUAACGUGAUGGCGCCGACCGCCGAAAUGUUCGCGGACUACGAGACCGACCACAUGGCGCACACUGAAGAAGACGUGUACGAGUUGCGCUUGGUACAGACGGACGAGUUCGGCGAGUGGGGACGUCGUGGAGUGUUUCGUGUCCACUUUGAGCGCUACGAGGUGGUGCUCAGUGUGAAGCUCAUGUAUCUGUACGACUCGUCUCUGAUGAAGGAGGAAGUGGCGUCGACGUCUCCGGAGUGGAACAAGAAGAAGCGUCCGUACUUGGUGGUUGGCACGGGCUGGGUGGGUCCCCAUGGCGAGGAUGAAAGCGGUCGUGGUCGCCUGCUGCUGUACGAACUUGACUACGCGCAGUACGUAAACGAGGAAGGCGGCGCGACAAGUGGGAAGCUGCCCAAGCUGCGACUGGUAUUCAUCAAGGAGCACAGACAGGGAGCCAUCUCCAUGGUCUCGCAGCUCGGCCCGUACGUGUUGGCCGCCGUGGGCUCCAAGCUCAUCGUGUACGAGUUCAAGUCGGAGCAGUUGAUCGGCUGUGCGUUCUACGACGCGCAGAUGUACAUCGUGACACUCAGUGUGGUCAAGGACUUUGUCAUGUACGGAGACGUCUACAAGAGCGUGCAUUUCUUGCGUUGGAGGGAGAUGCAGAGGCAGUUGGUGCUGCUAGCCAAGGACUAUGAACCUCUGGCGGUAUCUGCGACAGAGUUUAGUGUGUUUGAGAAGAAACUGGCGCUGCUAGCGGUGGAUAUGGACGAGAACCUGCACGUGAUGCAGUUCGCCCCGCAGGAUAUCGAGUCUCGCGGUGGCCAGCGUCUGCUGCGCGUGAGCGACUUCCACUUGGGCGUCCAAGUCUCGAGUAUGUUCCGGAAGCGGGUGGAUGCGUCUGGAUCGGUGGUGUCGGCUACAAACGGUCGCAAUGCAGCGCCUCUGUCCAACUACGUGAACGUCAUGGGCACGUCGGAGGGAGGCGUCGGCGCUCUGGUUCCUGUCGGCGAGCGCGUCUUCCGUCGUCUCUUCACGUUGCAGAACGUUAUGGUGAACACGCUGCCUCAGAACUGUGCGCUGAAUCCACGGGAAUUCCGCAUGCUCAAGACCAACGCGCAGCGACGAUGUGGCAGACCGGACGCUUGGAGCAAGAAGAAGUGGAAGAAGAGCUUCCUGGACGCCUUCGUGCUGUUCCGGUUCCUGCAACUGGACUAUGUGGCGCAGAAGGAGCUUGCACGCUGUAUUGGUACCACGCCCGAGGUGGUUAUGCACAACCUGCUCGAGGUGCAGCACGCCACGUCGACGUUUCUCUAGAAAGAUCCAGCUCGCUGCAUCGGUACAGUAGUCGAUAACCUGCUGGAAGUGCAGCAGCCCACUCCGACGUUUUCAAAACCAUAAGAAGUGAAUUUGUCAUGCCUUAAAAUGAACGGUAGCACUUGAACACCCUAACUAAA
This is a messenger RNA of Phytophthora infestans T30-4, 5375 nucleotides long. RefSeq lists its product as uncharacterized. The coding region runs from base 1 to 5235 and encodes 1744 amino acids. Gene Ontology annotation, molecular function: nucleic acid binding; protein binding. Lineage: Eukaryota; Oomycota; Peronosporomycetes; Peronosporales; Peronosporaceae. The record is from RefSeq and is a predicted model, not a curated record. The transcript has 2 exons. Gene Ontology annotation, cellular component: nucleus.